This is a messenger RNA of Leguminivora glycinivorella, 5306 nucleotides long. RefSeq names its product programmed cell death 6-interacting protein (gene ALiX). The transcript is spliced from 16 exons. Bases 36 to 4124 code for a protein of 1362 amino acids. Gene Ontology annotation, cellular component: endosome. The record is from RefSeq and is a predicted model, not a curated record. Gene Ontology annotation, molecular function: protein binding. Gene Ontology annotation, biological process: mitotic cytokinesis. Lineage: Eukaryota; Metazoa; Arthropoda; Insecta; Lepidoptera; Tortricidae.
UGUCAAACGAUUGUCAAAAGGUGACAGUCGCAGUCAUGGCCGAGUUGAUUGCGGUGCCGUUGAAGAAGUCCGCGGACGUAGAAUUGGUAAAACCGCUGCGGAAUCUGCUGCAGAACACAUAUGAAGGCGCAGAGGACUGCACCGACUCGCUGACGGAGCUGGCGCGGCUGCGCUCCGACGCGAUAUGGAAGGUGUACGACAGGGCCUCGCUCGACGUUCUCUACAGCUACUACGACCAGCUGGCGUCGCUGGAGGAGAAGGUGCCGCCGCAGGAGGUGCAGAUCCCCUUCAAGUGGAAGGACGCCUUCGACCGGGGAUCUCUCUUCGGAGGGAGGAUCAGUCUUACUGUCAGUUCACUAUCAUAUGAGCAUGUGUGCAUCCUGUUCAACAUCGGAGCCCUGCAGAGUGUGCUGGCUUCGCAGCAGCCGCUUGACACCGAGGAUUCACUCAAACUGGCAACUAAGUUGUUGCAGCAAGCGGCGGGCGUAUUCUCCCACUUGAAGGGCACGGUGAUGGCGGCCGUGCACCAGGAGCCCACUCCCGACCUGCAGCCCGACACGCUGCAGGCCCUCGCCGCGCUCAUGCUCGCGCAGGCGCAGGAGGUCAUCGCCUACAAGUGCAUCCGAGAUGAGAUGAAAGAAGGCAUGGUGGCGCGAGUGUGUGCUCAAUGCGAAGAGUUAUACACCGACGCGCUCCGCAUGGUGAACCGCGAGCCGCAGCGGGCGCUCUUCGACCGCGAGUGGGCCGCCAUUAUAACAGCAAAACAGAUGGCAUUCCGCGGCCUAACCCAGCUCUUCCAAGGCAUGGUGUGUCGCAGUAACAAGGCAGUAGGCGAGGAGAUCUCGCGUCUCCAAGUGGCCGUGGAACAGCUCAAGGGAGCCCUGGGCAGGCUGCCGCAGGCGCCCUUGCUGUCGGAACAGCUCACCAAGGCCAUGAGGUACCUCGCGGAAGCCACGAAAGACAACGACUUCAUCUACCACGAGCGCAUCCCGGACGCGCGGCAGCUGGAGCCCGUGUCCCGCGCCGCCGUCGCCAAGGCGCUCCCGCCCCCCGCGCGCUGGGGCCCCGCGCCCCCCGCGAGGAGGGACCUGUUCGCCGCCUUGUUACCUGCUGCGGCACACCGCGCGCUGCAGGCUGCGGCUGCGAGGAGAGCGGAGGCGGUCAACGCUGAGGUGAACAAGCUCCGCGAAGCCACGCAGCUCCUCAACAGCAUCCUGGCGUCCCUCAACCUGCCCGCCUGCGUGGAGGAGCAGGACUCGGGAGAGCUGCCCGAGUCCAUCCGGAGCAUCCGGAGCAAGGCGGCCGCCGUGCGCGCUGCCGGCGGCCCGGGAGCUCUCCGGGCUCUGAUGGAGGAGCUGCCACAGCUGCUGCAGAGGAACAGGGACAUUCUGGACGAGGCGGAGCGGAUGCUCCGCGAGGAGGAGGAGGCGGACGCGGCGCUGCGCGCGCAGUUCGGCGCGCGCUGGGGCCGCACGCCGUCGCCGCAGCUCACCGAGGCCUUCCGCGCCAACGCCGCCAAGUACCGCCAGAUCAUCGACAACGCCGUGCGCGCUGACGCUAUCGUGCAGCAGAAGUUCGCGCAACACAAAGAUGACAUCGAGUUGCUCGGGCGCAGCGACGGCGAGAUCACGGCCGGCGUGCCGGAGGCGGCGGGAGCGGGAGCGGGAGCGGGCGCGGGCGCGGGCUCGGCGGCCGCGGAGCUGCGCGCGCUGCUGGCGAGGGUGGAAACUCUCAAGAAGGAGCGAGACACUUUGGAGAACGAUCUCAAAGACGUCACUCUCGACCUCAAGGAGCAGUUCCUGUCGGCGCUGGCGGCGGACGGCGCGCUGGACGAGCCGGCGCUCACGGCGGGCGCGCUGGGCGCCGCGCUCGCGCCGCUGCAGCGCCGCAGCGCCGCCCUGCAGCAGCAGCAGGUGUGUACAGUAAUAUGUGUGCAGGAGCAGUUCCUGUCGGCGCUGGCGGCGGACGGCGCGCUGGACGAGCCGGCGCUCACGGCGGGCGCGCUGGGCGCCGCGCUCGCGCCGCUGCAGCGCCGCAGCGCCGCCCUGCAGCAGCAGCAGGUGUGUACAGUAAUAUGUGUGCAGGAGCAGUUCCUGUCGGCGCUGGCGGCGGACGGCGCGCUGGACGAGCCGGCGCUCACGGCGGGCGCGCUGGGCGCCGCGCUCGCGCCGCUGCAGCGCCGCAGCGCCGCCCUGCAGCAGCAGCAGGUGUGUACAGUAAUAUGUGUGCAGGAGCAGUUCCUGUCGGCGCUGGCGGCGGACGGCGCGCUGGACGAGCCGGCGCUCACGGCGGGCGCGCUGGGCGCCGCGCUCGCGCCGCUGCAGCGCCGCAGCGCCGCCCUGCAGCAGCAGCAGGUGUGUACAGUAAUAUGUGUGCAGGAGCAGUUCCUGUCGGCGCUGGCGGCGGACGGCGCGCUGGACGAGCCGGCGCUCACGGCGGGCGCGCUGGGCGCCGCGCUCGCGCCGCUGCAGCGCCGCAGCGCCGCCCUGCAGCAGCAGCAGGUGUGUACAGUAAUAUGUGUGCAGGAGCAGUUCCUGUCGGCGCUGGCGGCGGACGGCGCGCUGGACGAGCCGGCGCUCACGGCGGGCGCGCUGGGCGCCGCGCUCGCGCCGCUGCAGCGCCGCAGCGCCGCCCUGCAGCAGCAGCAGGUGUGUACAGUAAUAUGUGUGCAGGAGCAGUUCCUGUCGGCGCUGGCGGCGGACGGCGCGCUGGACGAGCCGGCGCUCACGGCGGGCGCGCUGGGCGCCGCGCUCGCGCCGCUGCAGCGCCGCAGCGCCGCCCUGCAGCAGCAGCAGGUGUGUACAGUAAUAUGUGUGCAGGAGCAGUUCCUGUCGGCGCUGGCGGCGGACGGCGCGCUGGACGAGCCGGCGCUCACGGCGGGCGCGCUGGGCGCCGCGCUCGCGCCGCUGCAGCGCCGCAGCGCCGCCCUGCAGCAGCAGCAGGUGUGUACAGUAAUAUGUGUGCAGGAGCAGUUCCUGUCGGCGCUGGCGGCGGACGGCGCGCUGGACGAGCCGGCGCUCACGGCGGGCGCGCUGGGCGCCGCGCUCGCGCCGCUGCAGCGCCGCAGCGCCGCCCUGCAGCAGCAGCAGGUGUGUACAGUAAUAUGUGUGCAGGAGCAGUUCCUGUCGGCGCUGGCGGCGGACGGCGCGCUGGACGAGCCGGCGCUCACGGCGGGCGCGCUGGGCGCCGCGCUCGCGCCGCUGCAGCGCCGCAGCGCCGCCCUGCAGCAGCAGCAGGUGUGUACAGUAAUAUGUGUGCAGGAGCAGUUCCUGUCGGCGCUGGCGGCGGACGGCGCGCUGGACGAGCCGGCGCUCACGGCGGGCGCGCUGGGCGCCGCGCUCGCGCCGCUGCAGCGCCGCAGCGCCGCCCUGCAGCAGCAGCAGGACGCAUUAGUAGCCGAAAUUCAGCAAGCGCACGCGCGCUUUGCUGCCGCCGGUGGCGGCGGAGGGUCCCGCGGCGCAGCCCUGGGCCGCCUGUGUGCUGCUCACGACGCCUACACCGACCUCACCAAUAAUCUCAAGGAGGGCGUCAAGUUCUACAAUGACCUCACACAGUUGCUAGUGACGUUCCAGAACAAGAUCUCGGACUUCUGCUUCGCGCGGCGCACGGAGAAGGAGGAGCUGCUGAAGGACCUCACGCAGGACGCCUCGCGCGUCUCCCGCCCGGCGCCCGACCCGCCGCACGCGCCCGCGCAGGAGCCCACGGCGGCAGCGCGCAAGGAGCCGCCGCCGCGGCCGCCGCGCCCGCGCCCGCCCCCGCACCCGCGGCUCCGCAGGCGGCCGCGCUGCCGUACCCCAUGCAGCCACAGGGCAUGCCGUUGCCAUACGGCGCGGCGCCGUACUACUACGCGGCGCCGAUGCCGACGGGCUACAACCCGUACGCCACGCUCCCCUACCCGCACCACGCGCCGCGCCUGCCCGCGCAGCCCUACCAGCCCUACCAGCACCCUCCAGCCCCACAGGGGUACCCGCAGCCCCCACCGCAUGGAUACAACCCCUAUGGAACACAGUAGAAAACACUGGAUAUCGAUCACUUACGAUGGAGCUGGUAUAUUGAGAGCAGACCUGGCAGUUUACCACAACUCGCACUCCCGCACGCGAGUUCUUACUUCGAGUCGUGCUUGAAGUAUGGACUCGCGCGCCAGAACGCGAGCUACGCUAGCCCUCCUGAACGGUUAACACGCAUGCUUGCGGCCAUUGAUAGAAGCACCUCACCGAUGUUUAGUCACCGAUUCAUUAUUUUUUUACCCAUGUAACCAAAAUGACAAUCGUUAAUCUUCAAAGAUUGCCCUUAAAGAAUUUCGAUAUUGUCACCUUGGCUACGGAGUCUGCGCUCCAUUAAGGACCCUUAGGAAGAGAAGAAAUCAGCCAGCGUACUUACUACUACUGCUGUGCAUUAUAUGAGAAAAACCAUUCUUAUUUGCAUUUUCAUAGAUACGCACGUAGAAAUAUUCCAUCUGCACUCAGAAAAAACGCUUUAUCCUACAGAUUGAAUAAAUAAUAUGAAACAGGGAGGGUUACGGCUCUCGCUCCAGAUCUACAGAUAAGUGACGUAUGUAUAGUAUCCCUAGUUGUAAGGAUUCGGUGCAAGGUUGUUACUAAUGUUGGAAUAUUAACUGUUGAUACGAUACGCUUGUGGUAGGCAGGUCACACCCAAAUUAUACUAACACCAAAAUAAUCACACAUUUUCUUGAAUGAAAACUUAGUCUGCAGUCGAGUAGGACUCGAGUUGUAACACUAAAAAGGGCCUUAUUUUAUAUAUGUAUUUACAUUUAAAAAAUCUAUGAGCCGUACGUAUGAAGUAGCUAUGUUUAUUUGAAGAGGAGCAUACAACAAACUUUGUUAGGUUUAGUUCUUUUUAAUUUGUAAAUGAAUAUUUAUAUUGCCAUCCCAAUUUGUAAUUAUUUGUAUCUCAUUUAAGUAAUAACUAACUUACUUUAUUUGCUCCUUGUACUAUGGAACUAAAUGAGUCUCCAUAUUGAGAAGUUGUCACAACUGUCCAUAUUAUGUAUUAUUUUAAUAUCGUCUGUUGAUGUUGUUUUUAUUAUAAUAAUUAUUGUAUUUAAUAGGUCUGUGAUCAUCGACUGAUGCUUCAAAAUGCAUUUACAUACGACAAAAAUAUUUACACUCUGUUACAUCAUUUGUAACACGGUUAACACGCUGGACAAUGAACGAGUAUACAUAUCUUUUCCCCUCACUAGCUCGGAAACACGUGUUUUGUCCUUUAAUACCAGCGGGUAAAAACGCAUUUUAUCCACUAGUGGGUAAAGUAAUUUGACCUUGAGUAAAGUCAAAUUAACUGCUUUA